AUAAAAAAAAAACAGCUCGUCAACGUAACACUAACCAGGGAACUAACAAGAGAGCUACAUCCCAAGUGUUCUCCACCAAAAAUCAAGCCGACCUCUUCUACCUCUUGGCACCCGAUGAACAUCACCAUAUUUCAACAACAUGCUAGCUAAAUUCGGCCUGUUUGCGAUCUUCCUAGUCCUGGGGACCUCCGCCUUCGAUGCCGAACCGGAGGAAUCCUCUCCUGGCCGUGCACGCUUCUCCUCCAAUAGCCCCUCGGAUGUGGCUGGGUGUUUGAAUGGUGCUCUAGCUGUGGGAUGUGGAACAUUUGCCUGCCUGGAGAAUUCUACCUGUGACACGGAUGGCAUGCACGAUAUCUGCCAACUGUUCCUCCACACCGCAGCUACCUUCAACACACAAGGUAAGACAUUUGUAAAAGAGAGUCUGAGGUGUAUUGCCAACGGCGUCACAUCUAAAGUGUUCCAGACCAUCAGACGCUGUGGAAUCUUCCAGAGUAUGAUCUCUGAGGUCCAGGAGGAGUGUUACAGUAGACUGGACAUCUGUGGUGUGGCUCGCUCCAACCCUGAGGCCAUUGGAGAGGUGGUACAGGUACCUGCACACUUCCCCAACAGGUACUACAGCACUCUGCUUCAGUCCCUGCUAGCCUGUGAUCAGGAGACAGUGGCGGUUGUCAGGGCGGAGUUUGUUUCUAGGCUGGGGCCAGACAUGGAGACCCUCUUCCAGCUGCUGCAGAACAAACCUUGCCCCCAGGAGUCUAACCAAGGUGCUAACUCCGCCCCCACCGGCUGGCACUGGCCAAUGGGGUCUCCCCCCUCCUUCAAGAUCCAGCCCAGCAUGAGAGGAAGAGACCCCACCCACCUGUUCGCUAGGAAACGCUCUCUGGAGGUGUCGGAUAGAGAGAUGGAGUAAAGAGGAGACAAACACUACCGGUCAAAUGUUUUAGAACACCUGCUCAUUCCAGGGUUUUUCUUUAUUUCUACUAUUUUCUCCACUGUAGAAUAAGUAAUAAGUAACAUAUGGAAUCAUGUAGUAACCAAAAAUGUGUUAUAUUUUAAUUUGAGAUUCUUCAAAGUAGCCACCCUUUGCCUUGAUGACAGCUUUGCACACUCUUGGCAUUCUCUCAACCAGAUUCAUGCAUUUCAAUUAACAGGUGUGCCUUAAAUGUUCAUUUGUGGAAUUUCUUUCCUUAAUGUGUUUGAACCAAUCUGUUGUGUUGUGACAUGGUGGUGGGGGGAUACAGAAGAUUGCCCUAUUUAGUAAAAUACCAAAGUCCAUAUUAUGGCAAGAACAGCUCAAAUAAGCAAAGAAAAAUGACAGUCCAUCAUUACUUUAGACAUGAAGGUCAGUCCAUAUGGAAAAUGUGAAGGACUUUGAAAGUUUCUUCAAGUGCAAUUGCAAGAACCAUCAAGCGCUAUGAUAGAACUGGCUCUCAUGAAGACUGCCACAGGAAUGGAAGACCCAGAGUUAACUCUGCUGCAGAGGAUACGUUCAUUAGAGUUACCAGCCUCAGAAAUUGUUGACCAAAUAAAUGCUUCACAGAGUUCAAGUAACAGACACAUCUCAACUUCAACUGUUCAGAGGAGACUGUGAAUCAGGCCUUCAUAGUUGAAUUGCUGUGAAGAAACCACUACUAAAGGACACCAAUAAUAAGAAGAGACUUGCUUUGGGCAAGAAACACGAGCAUUGGACAUUAGACCCGUGGAAAUUGUGAGAUUUUUGGUUCCAACAGCCUUGUCUUUGUGAGACGCGGUGUGGGCGAACGGAUGAUGUCUCUGCAUGUGUAUUUCCCACCGUAAAGCAUGGAGGAGGAGGUGUUAGUGUGUGGGGCUGCUUUGCUGGUGACACUGUCUGAUUUAUUUCGAAUUCAAGGCACACAACCAGCAUGGUUACCACAGCAUUCUGCAGCGAUAUGCCAUCCCAUCUGUUUUGCUCUUAGUGGGACUACCAUUUGAUUUUCACACCUCAACACUGUGUAAGGGCUAUUUUACCAAGAAAGAGAGUGAUUGAGUGCUGCAUCAGAUGACCUGGCGUCCACAAUCCCCCAACCUCAACCAAAUUGAGAUGGUUUGGGAUGAGUCGGACCGCAGAGUGAAGGAAAAGCAGCCAACAAGUGCUCAGCAUAUGUGGGAACUCCUUCAAGACUUUUGAAAAAGCAUUCCAGGUGAAGCUGGUUGAGAGAAUGCCAAGA
Oncorhynchus nerka (sockeye salmon) is the source of this 2186-nucleotide messenger RNA. It is a transcript of the gene stc1l, whose product is annotated as stanniocalcin 1, like. Bases 140 to 907 code for a protein of 255 amino acids. Gene Ontology annotation, molecular function: hormone activity. The record is from RefSeq and is a predicted model, not a curated record. Gene Ontology annotation, cellular component: extracellular region. The transcript is spliced from 5 exons. Gene Ontology annotation, biological process: intracellular calcium ion homeostasis. NCBI's taxonomy places the organism in Eukaryota, Metazoa, Chordata, Actinopteri, Salmoniformes, Salmonidae.